UUUAAAUAUUCGCGCCAAGUUAACCGCUCAAUCUCACAUUUCAAUCUGAAAUUCGCGACCAAAGAGAUGAAGAAAACCGGAAAGAAAACCAAACCGACGGUGGCGGAUCUUCUGAAAUCACCGUCGCCGGUGGCUUCACCGACGGCGAAUUCUCCGGCGAUUUUCAAGAGAGCAGUUUCUUCCUCCUCCAAGGGCGCGAAGAGAGGUUCGCGAGUUGCUCUCGCCACCAGCACUUCUCCACCUCGCGGUCACAGAGCUCCGAGCAACAUCUCCGACCUCAGGAACUUCGCCUCUUCCGGCGUCGACGAUCUCAAACGCCGCAUCGAUCGCUCUCACUCCGAGAUCCUCAAGGAUCUCGAGGCUUCUAACUCUCGUCUCCACAAACGCUUCAAGAUGCAGAAUCAAGCAUACCAGCAAGUUAUGGAUGAAGCAGAGAAGGAAUACAAAAAGGUGUCUGAAAGAAUAACGGAAAGCAGAGAUGCAAUGAAGGCCUCUUAUGAAGAAUUCAUGGCAGAAGCACAAGCCAGCGCUUCUCGUGCAUGCAAAACUUCAAUCGUUGAGCUUUCGCAGUCGUUUGAGAAGGCUAUUGACUCUCUUCGAAACCGUUACGGAAUUCCAUCAAAUUAGCCAUGAGUAGCUGGGUGGAUGCUCAAUUGCUCACUGAUUGCAUUAAGGUAAACAUUACUUUUUUGACGUCUUUCAUGGUUUAUGGGAUUACGCAGUACUGUUGCUUCGUAUUCAUUCAUCUAGCCGUAGAGUUUAACCUCGAAUGAUGAUUUCCUUUAAUGAUUUUAUGCAUGUUCUAUUGAAAAUUGAAAUAUUCACAGGGUUAGCAUUUUUCAUAAAUUGAUUUAAGAAUGGAAGUUGCCUAUAUGCAGAAAUCCAGCAUCCCCAACUAAAAUUGAAGGAAUGAUUAAGAAUUCAAUAAGCUAGAAAUAACUGGAAGACACAAACAAAUCAAAUUUGGUAUCAAUGUGAGAAUGCCGCCUUUCUUUUUCGUUGAGAGUAGCAUUUU
Glycine soja is the source of this 1015-nucleotide messenger RNA. RefSeq lists its product as uncharacterized. Bases 67 to 627 code for a protein of 186 amino acids. NCBI's taxonomy places the organism in Eukaryota, Viridiplantae, Streptophyta, Magnoliopsida, Fabales, Fabaceae. The transcript has 4 exons. The record is from RefSeq and is a predicted model, not a curated record.